Messenger RNA from Caenorhabditis angaria, 1126 nucleotides. The record is from the annotation of a GenBank genome assembly. Lineage: Eukaryota; Metazoa; Nematoda; Chromadorea; Rhabditida; Rhabditidae.
AUGAGGUGUGAAAAUAGGUGAUAUACUGGGAAGCGUGGCACAUAAUUUUGGGAAAAUUAAUAUGGGAAUCUUUGAAAAAUAGUAAGGUGUUAGAGAAUAUUGAGUCGGAAAUUCAAAAGAUAAAAGAAAACAUAAUAAAUUUCCAAUUGGAUUUAGCUAAAUAUUUCAGCUUGUGCCAUACCCGAUUUUUUUCCAGAAAAUUCCGUGGAUCAUCGUCGAUUAUUUGCUGCACUGCAUUUGGUUUUUUCCUUCUGUUUGGUGGUCUUUUAAUGUCACUUCUCGGUUAUAAAUAUCUUUAUACAACACCAUUUUGGACAUGGGAAUAUGAGAAAAAAAUUCGACCACCUCCAAUUCAAAUCGCUGGUCCUAUUUUAUUUUUCAUGGGAAUUGCAUUUCUUCUAUUCUCAUUUAUAUAUUUUCUAUGUACUACCAAACUAUGCGAUAUUUCUCUACAUCACACGAAAAAACAUGACGAUCCAUCAAGAGUUACAACAAUUACAACACAUUAUAUUCCAUCAAAACUUCCGCCGAUUUUCGAAAAACAUCCAUAUCAACCUUUGCCUCCUCCAGCUUAUCCAGUUUUAGAAAAUCGACAUGCAAAUUCAAAUGUUGUGAAACCGCACGAUGAAAAGAAAUUGUAUCCGCCUGUGUGAGUUUAUUCAAAAUCUCAUAAAUUUAAGCUAUUAUUCUCAAUUUUAAGCAAGCGUAAUUUUGUCAUUUCAGAAUUCCCGGAUGUUCAACUCUAAAUUUGCACAGAAAAUCACCGAACAAUAUAUUUGUAGCAAGCCCUUAUAAUACUUUGAGAGCCACAAGUGUUGGAAGGUUCGUGUUUUUUUAAAUUUCUGAUCAGAAAAUAUUUAAAAAUUGACUGAAAACUUUUGGAUUUCGAGUAUUCAAUAAAUCUUUUAAAAAUAUUUCAAAAACAAAUUUCAGAUAUCAAUCUGGUCUUCUCGAUUCGAAUUCAAUUGUCGAAAAUAAAUUCGGAAGUCGCCAUACAUCAGUAACAAGUCAAAUGUCAAAUACACAAAAAAGAUCGAAAAGUAUGGGACCAGCUGUAAAUCGAAGUGGUUCAUCGAAAAGUAAAACAUCAAAAUCGACAAGAAGACGAGAAAAUAGUCAAAUCUAA